Messenger RNA from Closterium sp. Naga37s-1, 8487 nucleotides. The record is from the annotation of a GenBank genome assembly. Lineage: Eukaryota; Viridiplantae; Streptophyta; Zygnematophyceae; Desmidiales; Closteriaceae.
CUUGAGGAGUAUCGGAAGAAGCAACAAGCGAAAUCUGGAGGAAGCUCUAAAGGAGGACAGCAAGACAAGGUCAAGAUGCCAUCAACGGCUCCCACGACUCCGCAGGGCUCGUCCAAUCAGAGCGCGGCACGGCAAUCCCAAGGCCCGGCUUCAAGCAGCACAAGCGACCUCCCCCAGCUGGGCCUGAGCGUGCAGAUCCAACCCCGAGGAUCCACCACCGCCCAAUCAAGAAAACCCAUGCCAAUCCAAUCCCGGGAUUCGCUCCAAAGCCAGCCUAGAGAAUCCACAGGCGAGUCUGCAACCUCCAUGGUGUCGGCAGCAUCCGCAGUGACGGCAGAGUCGGCAGAUUCAGCAGGAACGGCCGUGGGGAGGACGAUCAGCAGCAGCAGCGGCGGCGGGGACGGCGAUUUCAUGACGCCCACAGGCGGCAACACGCCGUCCAGCGCCACCAGCUACGGCUCCGACUCCUCCUCGGGGGGCUUUGUGCUGCGUCCGUUCGCUGCUGGGCCUCGGGAGUUCCGCACCAUCGCCCAGGGCAUCCUGAAUAAGGUGAACCUAAGUGGGGAGCAGCGGGAGCUGCUGGAGGAGGAGCUCGUGCAGCUGCAGGAGCUGCUAGCUCGGUCGCGAGACGAGGAGGAGAGGCUCCGAGCCAAGCUGCAGGGCGACGAGCAGCAGUGGCAGCAGCAGCUGCGGGAAUCCGCAGCCGCUUUAGCAGCCAAGGAGGAGGAAUCCAGGGUUCUGCUAGCUCGGGUGGAGGAGGGGGAGAGGGAGAGAGAGAGGCUCCGGGCAGAGGCGGAUGCGGCGAGGCUUGAGGCUGCGAGUGCAGGUGAGAAGCUAGCUGCGACCAAGGAUAAGCUGGGAGUGGCGAUUAGGAAGGGGAAGGAGGUGGUGCAGCAGCGGGAGGCGCUGAAAGGGACUCUGGCGGAGGAGACUGCUGUGCUGGAACAGUUAAGGGAGGAGCUGGAGCGAGAGAGAGAGGGGAGGAGGGACGCGUUGAAGGCUGUGGAGGUGAAGGAAGGGGAAGUGGCGGAGGGGAGACGGAGGGUGGGUGAACUGGAGGGUGAAUUGGAGGAAGGGAGGAAGAGGGUGGAGGAGUUGGAGGCAGCAGUUGCUGCAGCUGAGGGGAAGGCGGCAGGGAUGGCGGAGGAAGGCGGGGAGAGGGUUAGGGAGAUGGAGGAGAGGGUGAGGGAGGCGGAAGAGAGGGUGCGGGUGGCGGAAGAGGAGGUAGCUGAGGUGAAAAGGCAAGUGGCGGAAGGGAGGGAGCGUGCUGUGGAGCUUCUAGGGCAGGUGGCGGAGAGAGAUGCGCUCCUGGCGAGGAGAGGAGAGGAGUUGAGGGAGGUGGAGGGGCGCGAGAGGGAACUGGAGAGAAGGGUUGCGGAGGAGAUGGAGAGGAGGAUUGAGGAGGGGAGGGAGGAGGGGAGGAGGGAAGUGGAGAGGGAGGUGGGGGUGUGGGAGGGUAGGGUAGAGGAGGAGAGGAGUAAGGCGGAAGAUGCUCUGAAAAAGGCGGAGUGUUUGUCUAAGGAGGUGGAUCAGUUACAGGAGAGGGUUGCAGAGACAGAGGGGCAGUUGGUUGCUUUGCAGACAGAACUUGCUGCAGCGAAGGGGGUGGUAGAGGAGAAGGAGGGAUCGGUGUCAGGGUUAGAGGUGAGCCUGAGUGGGGAGAGGGAGAGAGUGAGACAGCUGGAGGAAAUGGUGGGGACGCUGAGAGGGGAGGUUCAGGAGGCGCAGAAGGCAGGUGGUUCAGAAGCAGACGCGAGAGAAAGGGCGAGAGAGAGGGAGAGUGUGCUGACUCGAGAGUUGGAGUCGUUGCAAGCACAGAAAGAGGCGCUGGUGGGUGCUGUGGAGGAUGAGAGGGCGAUGAGGGAAGAGGCGGAAGAGGCUAAGAGGAGGGUGGAAGGAGAGAAGGGAGAGGUGGUGGAGAAGCAGGGGGAGCUGGAAGCAAGAGUGGAAGAUUUACAGGGGAAGCUGGAUGAGAUGAAUUUACAGGCUAAGGGCUGGGAGGAGCAAGUGGAGGGGCUUAAAGCUGAAGUCGUGGGUUGGCAGGCGAGGUUUGCUGGUCGGGAGCAGGAGUUUGCAAAUUUGACUGCCGAAGCUGAGGCACGGUUGGAAGAGGUUCGGCAGGAGCUGGAGGGGAUGCGAGGGAGGGAGAAGGAGUGGGAAGGGAGGGUUGGGGAGGUGGAGGAGAGAGUGAGGGAGGGUGAGAGAGCGUUGCAGGAGAGUGAGAGGCUGUUGCAGGAGGUGAGGGAGAAGGGGGAGGGGCUUCAGAAGGAGCUCAGUGAGAUGGAAGAGAGAGCAAAGGAGGCUGAGGAACGGAAAAAGGAGGCUGAAGCAAGAGUUGAGGAGGCUGAGAGAAGGAGGAAAGAGGAAGAAGCUAGAUCGAGUGAGCUGUUGCUGCAAGUGGAGGAAGCCAGGAGGAGAGAGAGUGAGGUGAGCGAGGGGAGGGGUGGUGAGAGUGAGGUUGAGGCAUGGAGGGCUGAGUGGAAGGCUGAAGAGGCGUUGCUGCUGCAGAAGCAGGCUGAGAUAGAGGGGCUUUUGGUUGCUAAGGGGCGAGAAUUUCUGGAGCUGAAGGGAGAGUGGGAGAGGGAGAGGGAUGCUUGGGCAACCGAGAGAGGUGAGUGGGAGAGAAAGGCGAAGGGAUGGGCGAUGGAGAAAGAAGAUUUGCUUGGGAGGCUGCAGGGGGAAAGAGAAAAGUGGGAGGAGGAGCAGGGUAGGGUGGAGGAGAGUGAGGGGCAGUUACAGGAACAGGUGGAGGCGGAGAGGAGGAAAGUGGCCGGGUUGAGAGAGGAGAGAGAGCAGCUUCGGAAGAGGUUGGAGGGAUUGGAGGAGGAAGUGGAGCAGGUGCAGGAAGAGGUGGCAGCGGAGAGGCGGAAGGUGGAGGAGUUGAGAGGGAGUUUGGAGGAGGAGGAGAGGCGGUGUGGGGAGAUGGUGAGUGAGUUGCAGGCUGUGGCGGAGGGGAGGGAGGAGGAGAGGAAGCAAGUGGCGGGGCUGACAGAGGAGAAGGAGCAGCUGCAAAGGAGGGUGGAGGGUUUAGAGGAGGAAGUGAAGCAGGUGCAGGGCAAGAUGGAUGAGGUGGAGGAGGAGAAGGGGCAGCUACAGAGUAAGGUGCAGGGGCUGGAGGGGGAGGUGGAGCAGCUGCAGCAGAAGGUGCAGGCAGCAGAGCGGAAGGACGUGGUCACUCUCGCAAAGGUAGUUGCCAGCGAGACAGCCGCAGAGGAAGCAACCAGGCAGCUUCAAUCAGCCCAAGCCGCCCUCGAGGCAAAGCAAGUUGAACUGGCCGCCCUGCAACAGCAAGCAGAGGAGCUGGAAGAAACCCUAGAGCAGCGCGAGACAGAGCUUGAAUCCCUAAAAUCAGACAUCUCGGCGCGAGAGAUGAUCUGGCGUGCGUCGCAAGAUGCAGAGGCGAAGGCAGCAGAGGAUGCUAUUGCGGUGGAGGCAGCUGCUGCAAGGGAGAUGGCGGAGAGAGAGAGGGAUAAGGUGAAGGAGGAAGCUGAGGCGGAAGCAGCGGCUUUGAGGAAGGUUCUGGGAAUGCGGGAGUCGCAGCUGGAGAAGCUGCAGGCUCGGGUGGCCGAGGCUGAGGAGGUGGUUCGGGAGCUGGAGGAGGCUCGGGUGGAGCUCGAGAAAGCUCAGGGGGAGGUGGUUAGGGUUAGGGAGGAGAUGGGGGGAGAGAUGGAGAGAGUGAGGGAGAACAGUGUGAGAACAGAGGAGGAGGUGGAGAAGCUUAGGGCUGCUUUGGAGGGGUAUAGAGAGGAGGUGGAGGAGGGAGAGAAAAAGGUGAGUGAGUGUGAGAAGAGGCUAGAAGAGAGUGAGAAAGAGAGGAGGGCCGCUCUGGAGAAAAUGGAUUCGUUGCUUGGAGAGCUGAUGGAGAAGAGUGAGGAGAAUGAGAGGGUGAGAGAGGAGGGCGCUAGGCUGAAAGAGGAGGCCUGCCGGUUGAGGGAGGAGGCUAGUAGGCUGGAAGAGGAGCUGAAAGGGCGUGACGAGGAGAUUAGUAGGCUGAAACAUGAGGUUUUAAAGGUAAGUGCAAGUGCAGGAGCUGAUGGGGAGAGGGAGCGGAUGGAGGAGGAGGUAGUGCGACUUACUAGGGACGUAGAGCAGAAGGGAGCAUUGCUGAAGGUCGCUGAAGACGCAAGGGCAGCAGCUGAGGCGAAGAACGCGAGCCUGGUGAAGAAGGCGAAGGAGAGGAUCGAAGGCAUGAAGCAGAAGGCUGCAGUUGAGGCCCAGGCUGCUGCAGACGCGAGAGCCGAGGUUGAUCGACUGAAGCGGCUUCUGGAGGGGGGAGAGGGCAGAGGGCGAGGAGGGGGGGAAGAGGGAGGAGAGGGUGGGGCAGGGGAGAAAAGAGCAGAGGCGAAGGCAACGAAUGUUGAGGACGUGGCCGAGAUAGAGGGGCUUCGUGCCAAGGUCUCUCUCCUUGAAACGGAGCUGUCUCAGUUGAAGCAAGGGGAGCGGAGCGGGGCAGGAGCAGGGGGAGAAGGAGCAGCAGGGGCGGCAGCAGGGGCAGCAGCAGAGGCAGCAGCAGAGGCAGCAGCAGAGGGGGAGCGGGUGAGGGAGUCACUGAAGCAGGCACAGGAGCAGGUGGCGGGGGUGAGGGAGAAGCUAAGCAAGGCUGUGCGCAAGGGCAAGGCAAUCGAGCAGCAGAAGCUGAAGCUCGAAGCAGACCUCGCUGCUGCCAGGGCUGAGAUUGACGCUCUCAGGGCGAGCACUGGGGCAGGCGCAGGGACAGGGGUAGGAACAGGGCUAGGGGCAGCUGUAGCAGCAGCGGCAGGGGCAGGCGGAGGUGUAGCAGCAGGGGAGCAGGUAGACGAGCUGAGAGGAUUGUUGGCUGAGGCAGAAGAGGCGAGGAGGAAAGAGGUAGAGGCGAGGCAGAGAGAGGAGGAGGCGAAGAGGAAAGAGGAGGAGGCGAGGAGGAAGGCUGAGGAGAGGCUGAAAGAGACAGUGGCUAUGAUGGAAGGAGGGACAGAUGCUCUUGCGGGGCGAGAGAAGGAGUGUGAGGAGCUAAGUAACGAACUUACUGAGCUAAGAAAGUCUCUUAGCAGCGCUCAGGAGGAGGUUGCUAGGCUGAUGGGGGAAGUGGAUAGGUUGGAGGAGGAGGGUGGGAGGGAGAGGGCGGAUGCAGAGGAGAGAUUGGAGAAGGUGAAGAGGGAGAGUGAAGAGAUGGAGGGGUUUAAGAAUGGGAAAAUAGCGGAGGUGGAAGAGAUGUUGGCUAUAGUUGAAACGGAUCUUGCUGUAGCGAGGCGGAGAGUUGAGGAGCUGGAGAGGGAGAAAGCGGAGGUGGAGAAGGGGAGGGAGGAGAGGGAGAGGCGAGUGAGGGAGUUGGAAGAGGAAGUGGGGAAGUCGGGAGAGGAGGGGAGGGGAUUGGGGUUGGAGCUAGAGAGAGUGAGGGAGGAACUGAACGAGUGGAGGGGGGUGGCUGAGGAGAGGGGCAGGGAUGUGGAGGGAAUGAGGAGGGAAGUGGAGGAGGCGAGAGAGGAGAGGGAGGAGAGAGGGAAGGCGUUGGUGGGACUUGAGGAGAGAGUGAGGGAGUUGCAGGGGGAGCUGGAGGAGGAGAGGAGGAGGCGGGAGGAAGAAGAGGUGAAGAGAGUGGAAGAGGAGAGGAGGAGGGAGCAGGAGGAGAAAGCGAGGACGAGUGAAGGGGAGGGGGAGAAAGAGGUUGGAGACGCACGGGCACAGUUGAUGGAGAAAGAGGAGUGGUUGAGAGCGGUAGAGGGGCAGUUGAAGGAGGUUCAGUCCCAGCUUGCAACGGUUGAAGAGCGGUUGGUGGCGAUACAGGGAGAGAAGGAAGUAGCAGAGGAGAGAAUACGAGAGCUGGAGACUGAGAGAAGCGCGAGGGAAGAGAGAGUUUGUGCACUAGAGGAUGAGAAGGCAGGUUUGGCUAGGGAGUUGGAGCAGGAGAGGGAGAGGAGAGAGGAAGCGGAUAGGAAUCUAGUGGGAGUGCAGGGUGGGUUGGAUGAGGACAGGGAGGCGAGGAGAGUGGCAGAAGCUGAGCUGGAUAGUGUACGUUCUGAGCUGGCAAGUGCUCGUGAUGAGCUGGCACGUGUCCGUGCUGAGCUGGCAACGGCUGGUCGUGAUGAGGAGAGGAAGGAUGAAGGUGAAGCAGGAAGCAGUGGGGAGGAUGCUGAUGCAGUGGCUGUGAGAGAGAGAGUGAGGGAGCUGGAGGAGAGAGUGAGGGAGGAGGAGAAGAGAGUGAAGGAGGAGGGGGAGAGAGUGAGAUUGCAGGAGGAAAGACUGAGGGAGAAAGAGGAGAGAGUGAGGGAGGAGGUGGAGAGAGUGAGGGAGGAGGGAGAGAGAGCCAAGGAGCUGGAAGUGAAAGUGGCAAAAUUGGAGGGUGAAUUAGCAGAGCUGCAGUUGCAAUUAGAAAAGGAAAGGGAGGAAUGGAAUGUCACAAAGGAACAGCUUGGAGCAGAUAACGAACGAGCUUGUAACGAGGCUAAAGAGCAAAGGGACCAAGCAUCCCAACUGAGGACUUCCCUCUUGGAGCUUGAAGCACAGAGGGAUGCGUGGGCAGUUGAAAGAGAUGCUCUUGUAGCAGCAGAGCGGCAGGUGCAGGAUGAGAAGCGGGGUUUGGAGGAGCUGGUUGCGGUGCUGAGAGGUCGGAUUCAGGAGGUGGAGGCAGAGAGGGAUGGGUUGCAGGCAGCUGUUGGUCGGCUGGAGGGAGAGAAGGGGGACUUGCAGGAAGCAGUGGAGUGUUUGGAAGGGGAAAAAGGGCGAUUAGUAGGGGAGAGGACUGGUUUAAUGGCGGAAGUUUCUCGUUUGGAAGCAGAGAAGGAGGGUGCUCAGAUGGAGGAAGAGCGGUUGCGAGCCUUGCAAGAGAAGGAAGGAGAGGUGGAGAGACUGGUGAAGGAGGUGCGAGAAAAGGAGUUGAUAAUUGAGGAGUUGAGAGUGCAGGUUGGGGAGAGGGAUGGGGACCUUGAGAGGCUGAGGCAGGAGGUGGGGGAGAGGGAAUCGAUGAUGGGGGAGUUGAGAGAGCAAGUUGGGGAGAAGGAACGGGAGAUUGAGAAGUUGAAGAGCGAGGUUGGGGAGAGGGAUGGGGAGGUAGAGAGGCUGAGGCGGGAGGUGGGGGAGAGGGAAGGGGAGGUAGAGAGGCUGAGGCGGGAGGUGGGGGAGAAGGAGGCAGCAGUGGCGUCGGUGGCGGCGGCACGCAGCAAGGCAGUGGAGAAGCUGAAGAUGAUGGUUGAUAAGCUCAAGGAGGUGCAAGCACAGUCGGAGGCAGUGGUGCAGGAGGCAGAGAUGAGACUGGAGGAGAAGGACCGGGAGAUGGAGGAGCGGCUGAGAGAGAAGGAUACGGAGCUGCAGGGGGUGUGGGACCGUCUAAGAUUGGCUGAGGCUCGGUUGGGAGGGAUGGCCGGUGGCAGUGCUCCUGCUCCUGCUCCUGCUCCUGCCCCUACUGCUGCCCUGACCGCUGCUGUUUCUGGUUUCUCUGGCGAUCUGAUAGUUGAUGGUGGUGCUGCUGCUACUGGUGCUGUUGCUGGUGCUGGUAAUGGCGUUAGCAGUGAUGUUACGAAAGGUGGUGAGGGGGAAAGCAUGGCUGGUGGUGCAGCAGCUGGCACUUUGGCGCCACAACAGCAGAAGUCUGAGGCAGGCGGUGCUGCUCUUCCUGACGUGGCAGAGAAGGAUGCUGAGCUGGCAAGGCUGCGCGAUGAGGUGGCAGCAGCGGGCGAGGCGGUGAAGGUGCUUGAGGGGCAACUGGAGGCAGCAAGAAGGGAGGCAGAUGACCUGAAGCGCAAGGCAGUCCAGUCACCUCUGCCCUCUUCCUCCUCUUCCUCACAAUUAGCCUCAGCAUCAGCCUCCACUCUCCUGCCAGUCACCACGCAGAGGAAGGCAGCACCCGGGGGAAGUGCAUCCGACACGUCAGCAGAGUACCUGCCACUGCUGGCGCAGCAGCUCGCAACGUCAUCAUCCGCCUCGCUGGCGGGCCACACGGCGCUGCAGAUCUCUGACUCGUACCCCGAUGAUGAAGUGCACGGGUUCAAGUCAAUAGUCAGUGCCUUCCGUUUCCUGCCGUCCUUCCUGCACCCAGCCGCCAAGGGCAUCGACCGCCUAUGGUACGUGCCUGCUGCUCCUUCCAGCCUUCAAUGCUGCAUCUGCUCCUGCCUCCUGUUGCGUCUCCCACUCGUCACUCAACUGGCUUCUUUCUUUCAUUCCAUUGGGAGACAGUUGAGAUCUCCCACUCCAUUGGUCUUCAUCUCUCCCCCCACUCUUUCCAUAUCCCAGUGUGGUGGGAGGGCAGUCGCUGAUGGCUCGCCCCAUGAUGCGCCGCUGCUCGUGCUCUACUGGAUGGCCAUGCAUGCUGCGUUGCAUUCACGUCCCCGAGAUUCCUGCCGUCUUCCCUUCUGCUGCCCUCCUGUUGCCACCCCAACUCUUUCGCUUCACUUUCUACCUUUCUUCUUAUCUCUUUUUCUUCCUCCCCAUUCGUCUUGCUCUCCUUCCUCCCCACCCACCCCCCCUCUUGCACCAGUGUGGCGGGAGGGCAGUCACUCAUGGCACGACCCAUGA